Molecule: messenger RNA, 2782 nt
Organism: Nematostella vectensis (starlet sea anemone)
Lineage: Eukaryota; Metazoa; Cnidaria; Anthozoa; Actiniaria; Edwardsiidae
Exons: 3
Coding region: 339-1124 (261 amino acids)
Source: RefSeq, a predicted model, not a curated record
CUCAGAACCGUAAUGAAAACGCUUUCCAACUGCACGUUGUUACGUUGGAAAGCAUUUAUUCUACAGCUUGCUUGUAGUCUUUCUACUUAUACAAUGGAGCUGCAAUAGUUUGUUGUGAACAUUCCAAGCGUGAACCAUUUACAACAACUAAUAGAAUUCUUAACUCAUUAACAUAUUUUGACAAUUUAACAUAUUCGCCAAGCCCCAUAUUGGUGUUAAGUUGGCCUCAGGAUAGCACCUAAAGAAGUUUGGUAUAAGAGUGCCCUAGUUCUGUUGAAUAUUUGAGGACUACCAUGAGGUUGACGAUCUUGUAGAGUUUUGCGCCUGCGAAAGUCAACAUGUUAGCCUUUGUUCGCUGGCUGCCCGCGAUCUCAUGCAGUCUACUGCUGACCAGUAUUGUCGUCUCAUACUCGUGCGCCGUGGCUCUAGGUCAGGUUCACCCGCUGUUCCCCAAGAUCAGUUUGACCGCCGCUUACGAGCCAGGUGGCUCUAUAUUCAGCCUCGUUCUCAUACUUGAUGUCAUAGCAACACUGCUGUUGAUAUCCCUGUAUCACGUACACGUCAGCACGAUUGCUAAAGAAGAAGGAUUGGUCGCAUGGCGGGCGUUAAACAAUGGUGCUCUCACUAGUGGUGUGCUUUUGCUAUUUGGUGUGUCAGCGGUCGCUACUUUCCGCUAUGCGUCACCGACGCACGCCGACCGAAGCCAGAUUUUACACUAUGUGGCAAGCAGCUUCAUCUACAUCGGCGGAUUUCCGUGUUUGGCCUUCAAUACCAUCUUGACAUACAAGAUCGCCCAUGUUGGACGCGCAUCGAAUGGAAUAUUUCUACUGCGCAUGUUCAUUUCAGUCAUCUAUAGUAUAUCGUCUUUAAGCUUUGUAGUUUUACAGACGUUUUGUCAUAACAAGUAUAACAGACAUGAUAACGUGGGCUUUGAGUCGCACUGGAAGAAGGGCGAAGAUGGCUAUGCGAUCCAUGUGGGAGGAGCUCUUCUCGAACUCGUCUCACUCUUAGCACUUGCGACUUACAUCAUCAGCUUUCACGGGGAUUUCAAGACGUUCAAAGUCGAUGUUAGCUAUUAUAGUUUGCUCAAUGAACGAGAUGAGGGCGACGAUAAGGAUAUUUAAAGAGCUCUUAUAAGCCACACCUUUGUCAUCGUUUCUCCAAAUAUCGGUAGACACAUUUUUGGGGAAAAUAUCUCAAAAUAUCCACCUGAAAAUAAAUUAUCGUAUUUCAUUUCCCCAUUCAGUUGAAAAUAUCGCGGCAGCUUCUCCAAAUCAGUAAAUGCUUUCCGCUUUGUUAUGAUGACAAAAUGGCGGCUAACAGACACUUUAUUAACCUUUGCGGGGCUAGAAAAGCUUUUGCAGGUGCGCUGUGUUGAAGGAUAUAACAUAAUUGCCGAGAACAAAAAUUAACUUGCUUAUAUCUCUUGCUUAUACAACUUCAGUGGAAGUCUAAGCGACCAGCUCCUGAGUGAUCACAAUUUUAAACCACCAACAAAGUUUUAAUUUGUUUUUUUUAAAAGAAUGUCCAUCAGCCACUCCCUAUUUUAAAUACAGCUAUUUAUUCCCAAGAAAACCCCAAAAUAAUUAUCUACGACAGUUGUCUGAUACGUUAUUGAUUAACGAUAUUUCAUUGAAUAUAUCGUGGUUACUCGUUUGAAUUAGCCGAUGGAAAUGGAUUCUUUGCGUCUCGUUGAGCGGGAGCUUAAAAUGGCGGCGUGAUUGGCUCUCGUAAACUGCCAGAUCUGUAACCAUCACAAUUUCAAGUCCCUAAGGAUGGUCGCUUACGAGAGCUUUUCUUGUAGUACUACUCAUAUCACGGGCGGAUGUAGCUUUUCGCUGGAUCGUUAGGAGCUUGGGUCAGUGACAUAGGGGGAAGGGGGCAUUAUUUUUUGUUACAUAUGGCUUUCUGGACAUUUCCCUGCGUUCUUGCUUACAUUUUGACCACCGAAAAACUUAAAAAUUUUAAUAAAUGUUCUAUUUUUUAUUUAGUUACGUUAUUAAAUUUCAUUUCUAUUUUUAUUUACGUGUUUCAUUUAUUGUGGAGGCUUGUGGUGACAUGGACUAAAUGAAAUAUUCAUCUUUUUGAAUGAUUUAUUCAUUCUUUUGAAACAUUUAUUAUUAUUUAAUAAUAAUUUAUAUAUUAUUAUUGUAUUAUCUUUUGAUUCAACAACGAAAUGGAGCCAUGUGCAUGGUAAAAUUGUGUAAAACUCUUCCCUGGGUAAUGUUAUUUUUGAAAUCAUAACCGGAAGUGGGGAAUCACUUUUGCCUUAGACACACCAGGUACGAAUUCAGGAAGAAUGGAAUCAACUCGAGUCAAGCUCCCUUGAUAGGGGGGUUGACCUCGAUAGAGUGACAGUGUGAAUAUGUGUAGUUUUCAUUUACAAAAUACUCAGUUAAUAAGAUUACCGGUGCAAACUGAUAUAACUAGGAAGACUACAGACAAACUGUACAAAAACUAGAUGGUCUGCGUAGACGUGGUGUAGACAAGUUAUAAAUCAACACGAGGUUGAAAAGGUAUAUUGAACAACUCUGUGAAACAGCGUUGUUGCGCUUUACGAUAACCCCUAAGCACGGCAUUUACCUCAGAAUCACAAAGCGUUAGUUAUUUGUCGAAUUUCAUGAACUAAAACAGGGUUUAAUUCUUGAGUCUCGCUUUGAUUAACACAUGUUCAAAUUAGCAUAAUGAAGAACGUAAUACAUGCUGGUAAUGUAACAUCCCCCUCUUUAUAAUGUUCAAGGAGCUUGGCAAACAUCAACAAUAAUAAAUUUCUAUUAUUAUA